Olea europaea var. sylvestris is the source of this 7185-nucleotide messenger RNA. Its product is annotated as protein DEHYDRATION-INDUCED 19 homolog 4-like. NCBI's taxonomy places the organism in Eukaryota, Viridiplantae, Streptophyta, Magnoliopsida, Lamiales, Oleaceae. The transcript is spliced from 4 exons. The record is from RefSeq and is a predicted model, not a curated record. The coding region runs from base 303 to 899 and encodes 198 amino acids.
CAAAGUACGCGGGAGUCCGCGGGUACUUGCGUCCCCAAGCCAAGGAUCCAAGUAUCCGACCCGAAAUUCCAAUUUCCCUUUUUACAAUUUUACCCUUUACUUCUCAACUGGGUACCCUUCUUCCCCUACACCGCCCCUUCUCCGCGUGGACUUCCAUACAUAUAUACAUUCACACUGAGGGCUAAACACCUCGGCCAUUAAAAACCCAGCUAAAUUUCUCGAACGCACUGUAGAUCAAUCACUUAUCUUUCGUCAAUUUAUUUGUUUAUAUCGUAUACAGUUUUAAUCAGAAUAAUAAUUAAAUGGGUGAUCGAUUUUGUAAGGAUUUGGAAACUGCGCUGUCUUUGUAUUCCAAACAAAAUAUUGAUAUUUUCUAUGACGAUGAAGAGACGGAAGAAGAUUACGAAGAUGAUGACGUGAACGAUGACGUCAGCGAUGAUAGGGCGGACGAAUUGGCGUGCCCAUUUUGCUUCGAAGAUUUUGAUGUUCUUGGAUUGUGCUGCCACAUUGAUUCCGAACAUCGGAUGGAUGUUAAGCAUGGGAUCUGCCCUGUUUGCUUCACAAAGGUGGGAAUAAACAUGGUUUCACAUGUAAUCACGCAGCAUGAGAAUAUUUUAAAGACUCUAUGCAAUAAGAAACACCGCAAUGCUCAUUCUCGUUCAGCUGUAUCUACGUUGAGGAGAGAGUUGCAGGAGAAACAUUUACAUUGUCUCGAGGAGUCUUCUGUUGUUGGCUCUUCUUCUGAUGUGGCAGCUGAUUCUAUGCUUUUAUCAUUUGUUCAUAAUGCACAAUCUGCUAACAAUCCUAAAAGCAUACGAGCUACUUCUUCUACUGAGGCAAGCUUAUCAGAAAAAAGUUCAGAUGACACUUCUUUAGAAAGGUACGCGAACCAUGGUUAAUAUUUCCAGCAUGUCCAAAUUAUGAUCCCACAUUUUAGAACAAAAAUUAAUUGCUGAUAUCAAACCUGUUUAGGACUGUUUCAUUAUGAUUUAUUAUGUUGCCCUAGGGACUGGAUGAUGGGACAAUUUACCCAUUCACGUGCAGCUCUAUAUUUUGCUCUCUCUGGAUUAGAGUACAGAAAUAAAUAACUGAAUAGAACUUUCAGAUAUACUCCUUACCUCCAGCGUAUCAUAAGUGAACUGCAUUCUCACUCAGCCUCUGCCUCUGAUAUCACAAUUGCUCCUAACUAGCUGUGCUAGUAAGCAGAUAGGAUAAAUUAUAUCUUUUGCCAAGGAAAUUUGCACAGGGAAAAUUAGCAAGUUCCCAAGACGUGUUGUGCUUUCUUUUAUGCUGUGCAUCUUUGUGUGCUGUUGCAAUUUUUCAUCUGCUAAAUUAUGCAUGUCUGCAAUGUUCGAUAAGUUAUUAUUUUUCUUAAAUUUCCACAUGUUUUGAUAGAGGACCCUGGUCUUCCUUUCAAGUUCAUCAGUAGAAGGAAAAAUGGAAAAUUUAUAGGCUGCUCUUUUUUUAUUUGCUUGGUCUUCUGAUUGCUAAAAAGUCAUUUUUUCUCUCUUCUGAAAACUGCAGACUAGUUCUCUAACUGAUGUUAAAUGUUUGCUGAAGCCGAAUUGAAGUAAAUUUUCUAUAUAUUGAUAAUAACAAUAGCUCCAUUACUUUUACUUUAUAGCACACGAGAUAGCUAAGAAAAGAAAAAUAAUUUGCUAACUAAGGAAACAAUACUACCUUACAAUUAAUCCUAGCAAUUACAAUAUUUAAUUAAUGUCAAUUCCCAUACUUAGCUCCUUUCCAUAGACCACACACAUGGUUUCCUACACUCCCCCUCAAGUUGAAUUGUAGAUAUUGAUCAUGUUCAACUUGUAGUUGAGGUCGUCGAAUAUUUGUCGGCACAAUCCUUUGGUGAAGGUAUCAAGCAUAUGUCCACUUCUACGUAUUUAGUUCUGUCAUGUUAUACUGGAUUGAGAGAAAUGUUAAUUGUUACUUUGUUAUCACAAUAAGGUUUGAUCGGAAGUUCUAUUUUAACUUUCAGUUCUUCCAAGAGUUUCUUUAUCCAUAGCUCUUCACAUAUCCCUUAUGCUACAGCUUUAAAUUCUACCAGCACUACUUCUUACUACUACAUUUUGCUUCUUGCUUCUUCAAGUUACCAAAUUUCUCCAUAUAAAGGAAUAGUAACCAAUGGUGGAUCUUCUAUCUUCAGUUGAUCCAGUCCAAUCCUUCUACUCCAUUCCUUUUACUCUCUUCAAAUAAUAAUCAUGUCCCAGAUGUGCCUUUUAGAUAUCUAAGAAUUUCGUAUACAGCUUCCAGAUGAGCUUCUUUGGGAGAAUGCUUAUUUUGACUUACCAUGCUCAGUAUCAGGUCAGGUAUGCAAGAGAUAGAUUAGCUUACCAAUUAAUCUUUUGAUAUUUGUCCAUGUUCACUAUGUUCCCUGUAUCCUUUAUUUUUCAUGCCUCAAUAAGUGUAUCACUAGUUUUGCAUCCUGACAUGCCUGUUUCAGUCAAGAUUGAUGAUGUAUUUCCAUUGAAAGAUACUAAUGCCCUUCUUUGAUCUUGCAAUCUCCAUCCCCAAAAAAUACUGUAUUUGCCCCCAAGUCUUUUACUUCAAAUUCGGUGGCUAAGCACUUCUUUAAUCUUUCCAUCCCCACUAUGUUUUCUCCCAUUAGAAUUAUAUCAUCAACGUAUACAAUUAAGAUCGUCUUCGUACCAUCUCUAGAUUGAUGGAACAACAUGGUAUGAUCAGAUUGCUCUUGGUGGUACCCCUAUUUUUUCAAUACAUUUACAAAUCUAUCGAACCAUGCUCUUGAUGAUUACUUGAAGCCAUAUAAAGACUUCCCUAAUUUGCACACUUGAUUUUCUUCAUUUCAUGUGUUGAAGCCUAGUGGUACUGUCAUAUUGACCUCUUCUUCCAGUUCUCCAUUCAGGAAUGCAUUUUUAAUGUUUAGUUAUUGGAUUCACUGUUAGAGGUAGUAAGACUCGAACUAUAUUUAGUAGUUUGCUACCGGUGCAAAUAUUUCAGUAUAGUCGAUCCCAUAGGUUUGCGUAUACCCUUUGGCAACAAGUCGAGCUUUGUAGCGAUCUACUGUUCCAUCCGCCUUGUACUUUAUAUUGAGUAGCUAUUUGCAUCCUACUGGCUUCUUUCCCUUCGAUAGGUUUACCACUUCCCAAGUUUCAUUUUUCUUCAAGGCUCUUAUUUCAUCCAUUACUGCUUCUUUCCAUUUUGGUGAUUUCAAGGUCUUCUGAAUAUUUUUUGGAAUUUCUCUUUUGUCAAAGUUAGUCGUAAAAGCAUGAAAUCCUGUUGAUAGAUUAUUGUAAGAUAUGAACUUAGUAUAUGAUGAAAAGUACAUGAUCGAGGUUAUUUUUUGAGAGCAAUGGGUAAAUUGUCAUAAUCUAGAGAUGUGAUUUGGUUGGAGACGUUCUCAUAAGGUCCUUUCACUGGACUCUUUUGGCACCUUAUGUGUGAGAGUUUCUUUGUACUUUGAUUUAGGCUUCCUUGUCCCUGUCGCUUUGUUUUCCAACGUCUCUCCCUGACUUCAAGUUUCCUUCAAUAUAUGGCGCAAUAGAAGGUGGGGUGACGGUUUCAGUAUAUAGGUCAAGUUGAGAAAGGUCGAAAUUUAGGGAUUCUUGAUCUAAGAACGAAUUUUUACUUAGAUUUCUCCCCUCAAAAGAAGGCUUUUGGAAGGUGUUUUCUAGAAGAAUGUGACAUUGAGGCUAACAAAGGUCCUUUUGGUGGAUAGGUCAUGGAAUUUAUACCAUUUUUUGAGAGGGUGAGUACCCAAUGAACACAUUCUUAAUUGCAAAUGGUUCAAGUUUGUUUCAGUGCUGGGAGUGAACGUGUACAAAAGCAGCACAUUCAAACACUUUUAAAGUUAGAUAUGAUUUGAGACAAGACGUUGGAAAGUGUGUUUGGAAUAUUUGUAUAGGUGACUGAAAGGAGAGGAUAUGACUAGGCAUACGAUUGAGGUAUGUAGACGUGAAAAUUGAAUCUCUCCCAAAAUGUUUUUGGUAUAUUUGCUGUGCACAUAAGGGCGCGAGCAACUUCAAGUAUAUGUCUAUUUUUUCGUUCAACAAUCCCGUUUGUUGGGGAGUGUUAACGUAAAAUUUUGGUAAACAAUUCCAUGUUUUGUUAGGUAGUCUUGCAGAGUAAUAUUGAAGUAUUCGGAUCCAUUAUUAGUGCGUAAGAUUUGAAGUUGUGUUUGGAUUGUAGAAUGAUAAUUUACAAACACUGAGCGGACAUCUGUUUUCUCUUUUAGAAGAUAUACUCAACAACUCCGAGUGUGAUUGUCGAUAAAUGUGACGAACCAAUUUGUUUGGGUAUAAUUAGGGUUGCAGGAAGGUCCCCAUAAGUCAUUGUGAGUCAUGGAAAAUGGUGUAGAUGGUUUGUAUGUUGAAUGUGAAAAUGAUGUCUGCUGAUGUUUUGUAAGUUCACAACUUUCAUAUUGAAAUACAAUUGAAGUUUUAUUUAUGAAAAUUGAUGGACGUACACGUUUUAAGUAUGGAAGGCCUUAGGGGCGACCCAUUCUAUAGUGCCAUAAUAUAAGUUUACUAACCCAAGAGGCAGAUGCAGGAUUAUAGCUAGUAAGUGGACUAGUUUACUCACAUUAGCUUCCUCGAAAUAGUACAGCCACCCACACUCUUUAGCAUUGUCAAUCGUCUUCCCCGGUAAGAGGUCCUGAAAGAUACAAUGAGAUGGAAAGAAAUUAGUAGAGCAAUUGGAUUUUUUUGUUAGUUGACUAACAGAUGGUAAGUUGCGUGACAAAUUUGGAAUAUGGAGGACAAAGUCUAAUGUUAUGAAUUCAGAGAUUUGAAUACUCACUUUUACUGCAACAAAAGAGAGCGACCCAUCGGCAAUUUUCACCUUAACAUCACCCCCAACGCCGGUUAAGUAUGUAGAGAAUAGUUGGUACAAAUCCGUCAUGUGAUUAGACAUACCGGAAUCAAUAAUCCAAGAGAUUUUAUAUUUUGAAGUAUUUAAGGCUCUCAAAAAAAUACCUUUAUGUGUAAGGGAACUAGAAGGACCUCUUGGAGGAGUCUAAUCAGAAGAUUGAAGGCUAGAGAACAUUGAUAAAGUUGUUCCAUUUGUUCGAAAUUAAACGCACCGCUUGAAGCAGAAUUUGUUGUCUCGGCUCAAUGUCCCCGAUUUUGAUUCUUUUGCCUCAAUAUCCUAUUGAUGGGUUUUCCAUGAAUUUUCCAACAUGUGUCUUCUUUGUGUUCCGGCCUUCGACAGUGCUCACACCAAAGGUGUCGACAUUGUUUUUUAUUUGGCCCAUUUGUAGCCCCUUUUAAAGAAAGGCCCAAUAUCUCUUUUCCACUUGAAGUUUGGGAGCUCAAUUCCAGGCCCAUUCUUGAAUUACCCAUACGCAUUCUUGGCCCAUUAUUCUUCGGCCUAACAAUUGUGGUUAAAUUAAUUGGCCCAUUAUUUCUUACAUUCAGGGUUGACACUUCAUCGGAGGUCUCGAUCGUCUCCAUCAUCACCAACCGUCGUGCUUCCCAUUGUACUUCCGCAAACACCUUGCGAGUCGUCGGCAGUGGUCGUCGGCUUAAGAUCCUUCCUCUAACAUCAUCUAAUUCUCGGUCAAGCCCUGCCAAAAAUUCAUAGACCCUUUCAUUCUCUUGCUUCUUUUUGUAUAGCAAGUAGUCAUCGGAGCACUUCCAUUACUCCUCAAAACGGAGGUCCAAUUCUUGCCGAAGAACCACCAUCUCCAUGUAAUAAUCUGUUACAUCUCUGGGUCUUUGCUGGGUUUGUCACAGUCGGGUUCGAAAAUGUGGAAGAAAUCUUCGUGUCCCUUAUCGCCUCCCAGACAUCCUUUGCGAUAGGAAGAAAUAUAUGCGGCAUCCCAAUUGUUGGUUUCAUGGAAUUCACCAACCAAGCAAUCAACAUAGAAUUUUCAAUCUUCCACUUUUGCAACUGGGCAGUGCCAGUAAGAUAACCAAGCUUUCAUUUUUCGUCAAUUACGAGUUUUAUGGAUUGUACCCAUUCACGAAAAUUCCUUCCGUUCAAUUUUUCCACUAUUUGAAGGAUUGAGUUUUCAAUCCCUAGGUGCCAAUUGAUGCACUGAACGUUGUUUCGAAAUUGGAUGUUUCAAAUGUCAUCGACUCUAUGCUAUUGGCGAGGACUUCCACCAUUGAUUAAUCCCUACAAUUACAAUCUUUAAUUAAUGUCAAUUCCCAUACUUAGCUCCUUUCCAUAUAUGGUUUACACACAUGGUUUCCUACAUUUGCAGAGUGCGGAUAUUAUUUAUUUCCAACUUUGCCAAUUCAACAAAAUUGCGAUGAGUCGAAUUGGGUUGUUUAAAUAUCAUAAAAUUAGUUUAUGUGGAGUAACUGUAUAUCGGGGCUGUCUGGUACAAAUUAUUGGCUGAUUUUGAGCAAAUUUCUAACCGUUAUCCGUCGGCACAUGGGUCCCAUGUUGCAGCAAUGUCUGAAAAUCAAAAAGUGAAAUACGUAAGUUGCCCAUCAAUCAUAAGAAAUGAAUUAACUGUUAAGGGCAACAUGGUCAUUCUACAAUAAAUUGGUCCAACAUUGCGGCUGUGAUAUCUGAUUUCCUGCCAUAAAUGACUUGUCUCCAUGAGAAGCAACUGUAAAAAUUUCACUGGAAAUUUGAGUAAAAUCUCCUCCAGACAAGCGCAUAGUAUUUUUAUAUAACAUUAUGGUGGCUACUUGGUAUAAACUUCUUGUAGUCUUUUGAGAUCAGAGAGUUAUGUUUUGAAAAAUUAGUGUACUUCAAUCAACUUGCUCAUUUGAGAAAUGGUUCAUGUUACCAUUCAACUACUACUUUUUCCCCCUCUUAUGGUGAAACAAAUCAACCAGAGAAAAGAUAAGGGAACUAGUGGAGAAAAAUGUGUCUAAAGACCAAUUUACUCGAUCCUGUCUCUACUAGUCCCUGGGAUUUUAGUUUGCAAUCCUAUUAGCUCCCAUCCCAUCCUAGAUGUAAAAUGUCCGCAUGCCAUCAUGAAUAUCACCUUCUCCUCCCUCUCCCCACAACCAUGCUAAGCACUUCUGUCGUAAAUCCCACUGCUAUUUUUCUAAUUCAGUGAACCUUGGCCCUAUAGUGGUGAUGGCAAAACCCCGCCCAGCCCCGAACUCGCCUCAUGAAGAACAAAAUAAAAUAUAAAUAAAAAAUAAAAAUGAACGGGGUGACUAAUGGGGCAAGCCGCCUCGCCCCGUUGCCGUCAGGCCCAUCACUACCCUAAAGCCACCUCCACGUUGUAGUUCUUAAUCCAACCCGUAAAAAUCU